This is a messenger RNA of Talaromyces stipitatus ATCC 10500, 1603 nucleotides long. RefSeq lists its product as hypothetical. Lineage: Eukaryota; Fungi; Ascomycota; Eurotiomycetes; Eurotiales; Trichocomaceae. Bases 510 to 1430 code for a protein of 306 amino acids. The record is from RefSeq and is a predicted model, not a curated record. The transcript has 3 exons.
GCACAUGAUCUAUGAUGUCUUAUUCUGAGAUGUAUUUAGUAUGACUGCUUCUCAGGUAAGCAGUUUAAGGAUUAUUCUUUCGAUUAUCUGCAUAACACUCAACCACCAACGAUUCCCGAUUGUAUCUUUACCCAUCAAUUUCCGCCCUGAAACAUCUACUACUGCGAGGACACCGUCAAAUCCGGGGUUAUACCGUUAAGAUCCUAACAUUCCAACGGAGAUUUCAGAGUUACAUUCGAUUUCUUAAAUUCUUACCUUUGGAGUACGUUAAAGGACGAUUCAAGUUCAAGUCUAAAUUUGGGGCAAUCCGUGGUUUCGGCUUUGAAACGCUCGACUUUUCCCAGGGUUGAGUAAACGAUGCUACCCUGGUUCGGUCGAUUAUAUAGAUCUUGUUUCCCCUCUAUGAUUUAUUUCUGAUUUGACCAAGUCAAUCGUUUUAUUUAUAUACAAGUACGUACUAAUAUUUUUUGUUUGUUUUUACUUUUUCAGAAACAUCUCUUGUAUUCAUCAUGCACUCGUUUCUCCCCGUCUCGCUUGUGGCGACUGCCACUUUCUUCUCUGCUGCGCAAGGAAUCAACAUCCUAAAGCCGACCGACGGCGACACCGUCGACGCAACCAAAGGCUUCGACGUCGUCUGGACCUACGAUUCCUCGGAUUUCACCAACUGGGAAAUCGAGCUUGCCAAUCCAGCACCUGGAAAACUGGUCGCUACCGAUGUGACCCAGUCCCCUAUCACAGGUACAGCCACGUCAACGUUUUCUUAUCAUGUCGCGGCAUUCACUGGCGUCGCGGAUGGAGGGAACUAUCACGUUGUCUUGGAUCCUCGGAAUGGGGGUACUGGCGCAUUUCCGGAGUCUGGUGAAUUCACCGUUGUGAAUGGUGGCGGUGAUGGUUCUGGGUCGAGUACUACUACAUCUGGUUUUACGUCUGGUAGUAGUAGCACUACGACUUCAGCUUCGGCUACGUCUACAACAACCAGUAUUAGCUCCACCCCUCCUCUCAUAUCUGAAACCAGUACGACUACUACGAGUAGCAGUACUGCAGUGAUUAUAAGCAGCGGCUCACCAGCCAUAGCAUCUUCAACUCCAGUAUCCACUACUACAGGAACAACAACAACUUCCGUAACUGGCAUCCCAACCAGCGCCACCGUCAUUCCACCUAUUUCAGUCUCAACCGGCGGAAACAGCACCAUCACCAUGUCCAGCACCAGUUUCUCAACCUUCGUUUCUGGAUCCGUUACGUCGCUGGUUCCGCAAUCGACAAUUAUCAAGACCACUGUUGUCCCUGGUGGAAGUGGUGCUACUGGCUCCGGCACAAAAGCGCCUACUUCGUCGCCUACUAUUGCGCUUGCUGCGGGUGGCAGUGCUGCGCCGCACAUGGGAUUGUUGAGUAGUGUUGUUGGUGCUAUCUUGGGUGUUUUUAUGCUUUAGGUCUGGAAGUAGCAUGGAAUCUGGGGAGAGAAAAUCGGUGAAUCACACAUGGUCUGCUAGACAGAUCUUUUUUACUAUGCCAAUCUUACAAUUAUAUCCAGAUGAAUGAUUGAUAGCGAAUAUGCUCCAGAAUGUACAUAGUGCCGUUUUGAUUAACUUAUGUUAUGAUACUC